UUUUGAUCGAAAUUCGUGGAGUGCAAAUAGCUAAAGUUUAAGUGAAUCGAAAGGACAAAACAUUUAUUAUCAGUAUCCUUUUAAGGAUAAAAGUUUCGCAGAUUAAAGAAAAAGGAAAACAAACCAAAAAAGUUUUAGAAAACUUUCGAAAAAAAAUUGAGGUGUGAGGUCCUUUGAAGAUCUCAACAAAUCCCAGAAUCGUUGUAGGCAAAUUUUCUGUUGGGAUCAUUGUUGCUAACAUCAACAUCAGCUAUGGAGUUUGAUUAUCUCGAUUUAGAUGAGGGAUCCAACGAAGAGUUUAAACAACAUGUAGGGUCGAAAUCAGAUUCGAACAAAGAUAUAAUCGAGGAUAUAGUUCUCACUGACCUCACAGAACAAAGGCUCAGUUUGCAGGACGUGAGAAAUCAUAUUGAAGUGGAGUUCCAAACUCUGCUGGGCGAUAUCGAUGAAGUAUUUAUUGAAGACCUCUACAUUGAAGUUCUCUCCGAGUUGUGGCUGCAAGAAGCCAAAGAUUUCUUUGCCACCCAUCAGAGUGUGGAUACUGUAGUUCAGACUUUCUUUGCUCAGCAGAACACUUCAAGUCUCAGCGAUGUACCCGAGGUUUUCCGGAACUUUGAUUAUUACAAGCUGCUUAUGAACCACCAAUCUUUGAUCAGCAAAAGAAAUCAGGACACAUUGUUGAAUAAAUUUAAAAUCGAAUGCUGGAAGCAGAUAUUAAACUCCCAAGGAUCUGCUCUGAACAAAUUGAAAUUUCUCAUGGCCUUUGUUGAUCUGCUGAGCUCAACUCCAGAGAUUCAGACCAUUGUAGCCGAUCUGAACUUGGAGAAUUAUUACAAUGGCAAACUGGCCCUUGAAGAUCUACUCAAAACGAUCUUAGCGAUCGAACGAGUAGCGCAUGGCGUUAAUUUGGGGCCCAUACAAGUAGCUGCACAGAACCUGUUGAUGGACCUGAAUGGGUUGGAAGAAAAGGAGAAAGAGGGGGGAUUUACAUUAACCGACAAACUUAGAGAAGUGGUGGCGGUGUAUAUAAAACCUCCGCAGAUAGCAGCGAAGAAACUCGACAAUCGUUGGUGUUUGGAAAUAUGCGCCCAAAAUCUUGCCCUCACCAGCAUUUUGCCUCAGGUGCAAAGGGAACUUCUUGCCAGUUCCAAUAUAGAGGAAGUACGAUUUGUUACCACCGAUCUGUUGGUCAUCGACACUGACCUGAAAAGCGAAUUCUGGCAUGGAAAGAAUAUCGUAAUAUUGACAAACACAUUGCGCAUCUCCGGUCAAGUUGAAUUGAAUGUCUCUGGCCAAAGCAGCAGUCAUUCUUACAAAGACAAUGCGGGUACUUCUGCCGAUGGAAAUGGGCGGCAAGGGAAUGAUGGUUUUGCUGGGGAGAGCGCUGGAAAUGUCUGCAUACUUGCCGAUAAAAUAGAAAAUUUAGAAUUGCUGACCAUUGCUGCCGAUGGCGGAGAUGGAAGCCAAGGUCAAGAUGGUGGAGAUGGAAAAGACGGCGAAGACGGCCACGGACUCAGUAGACGCGAAUUUGAAUCCAAGUUCAACGAUGACUGUGUAACUUUGUUUGCCCUUUUUAACAACUACAAGGCAGAAAAUAAAAGGCAUGUGAAGUCUGAUAUAGCCUGGACACAUCACGAUUGGAGCAAAGAUGGGCAUUUUUUCCUUCAGGGAGAGUCAAAGGAAGGAAUGCUAAUCACCUACAGCUGUGCCUACUAUGUAUUCGAUACGCACACCUAUCUUUUGUAUGUGGGGUCAAUGGCAAAAGCUGGCGGCGAUGGUGGUGCAAAUGGCUUGGGGGGCCAAGGGGGCUUCCCCGGAGAGAUAUCUGUAAGCACGAAAGCCUCUGCCACUGGACAUUCGCUCAGAUUUGAGAAGAGCGCAAGGCAAGGAAAGAAUGGGGAAAACGGCAAAGGAGGUCUGUACGGCAAGAACGGCAAAAAUGGUUGGGACAUAGGCUAUUUGAAUGAGAAGUAUGGGUCUUGGAAGCGCUUUGGCCUGGAUCAAAACACCAAAAUUGCUGUGAACUACUACGAUGAGAAGGUCAAAGAUUCUGUAUGGUGUUGGCAUUAUGAAAAAUAUGUCGGUUUUACUCCCCUGAUCCUUAGGUAUCCACAGAGCCACAAGUUCGGGGAAAGAAGGAAAACCAGAGAGAGCAGUGAGAGAAAGGAGGUGGCGCAGGCGACGCGCAAAAAGGCCAUUUCGCAGAGUAGUGUUAUGACGAUUUACUCUCAAUUUAUGGAAACAUCAAUGAAAAACAAAUGGCAGGAGUUAAGCUUGCAAAUGGAGAAAAGUAGAGAAUUGGCCCGCAACGAUGUUGCAGAACUGGAGCAACGUCUGCAGGCUGACAAACAAACGACGGAGCUUGCCGUACAACAUCAUCUUGACUCGGCUUCUCAGGCUCGGCGCCAAUCUUCCAGGCAAUUCGAUUACAAAGAUAUCUUUAAAGACUCGAGAACGAACGACGAACUCGCUGCCAAAGUGUCAGCUGAGCCUCUAGUAUUAGACAAUUGGCUGGCGCUGAAGGGGAGCAGGAUAAACAGCUCCACAAUGAAGAACUUAUCGGAGAGCUAUGUGAAGCUGCAAAAACAUAUGAAGGAGGACUCCAACAAGGACAACAUAAAAUAUGCAGUUAUUGCCAAAUUAUGGAAUCUCAAGUAUGGACUGGCUUCGCUGGAGCAAAUUGCAAAUCAAUUAUCGCCACAUCCCGUAGUGCCCGCAGGCAGCAACUCAAAUCUGACCCCCGAACAGGCAGCCAGGUAUCUGGUUGAGAACAAAGAUGAAGGCAAAGACAUUGCUCAUCAAGUGCUGGUAACUCUGCAUGAAUACUUCUACGAAAACACUGAAAAGCAGCGUGAGAACAUUGUCAGAUUUUUCCAAGACAUACUACAGCUGGGUGUGAGAGAGAUUGACAAUGACAAGCGCACAAACAGCGAGAAGAAACAGAAGGAGGACAAGAAAGAUAAGGUUAAGGAGGAGCAUCAAUCAUCAGAGAAGCUCACUGACUACAACUACCAAAUCCUAAGAGCUACAGUCAAACGGUUCAUACUGGAGGUGGGCGAUUCACCUCAAGCCCAUCCCAGUAUCAGAAAAAUUUAUGAGGAUUGCAGAGCUUUUGAGGAAAGGCAGUCUCGCACGUUGAAUCUCUACUUUGAAAUAUUUCGCAAUGAGUUAACUAAGCCAAGACACUCUGCCACCUAUGCACUGUGGCGGGCCAGUAAUAAAGACAAAUCACUGCAAAGAAAUCUGGAGGAGACCACUAAGAGAGACCCCUUUUUGUAUAAGCUAUAUGGUCGUUGCAAAGCUCAGCUUGAGUCGGAAUAUGACUGGGCCAGGUGUAUCGUGAACCAAGAUGUUUCCAGUGAACUCAGUGGCUACAUUCUUAAGAAUGGUCCUGCAUCCGCGGCAUGUCGAGAAUUGCUAGCCAUCAUUUUUGGAGUUAACAUUCGUUUGUAUUCCAAAGAUGAAGACUUCAACAUUUACGCAAUAGAUAAUCACAAUCCUGCUUCAACGAAGCCCAUCCAUAUCCUUCAGAAAAAUAGUGAGGAAUUCGUACAACUGGCCAUUGACGAGGAUUUCUGGUUGGUUGAAGAGAAACACCAACUUAAUGCUCGCAAAUACGGGGAAAUAUUGGACAACUUCCCACUGCCAGGUGAUCGUUUUGAUGAGGACAAAGACAUACAAGAGCUACUGGAAUACUUGCCAGUGGGAGAGAGAAUUGAGUUGAGCACACGUCUAGCAAAAAUUACAUCACAGUUUGUGCAACAGCCAGGAAUCUUGCUGGGAAUUUUAAGGCGAUUCAGAUCAGAGGGCCGCCACAUAUCCUUGCAGGAGUUGUGCCUUCUCAUAAACUCCGUUGUGGGGGCCAGCAUUGAAGAUGCGGGUCUGGGUCAAAACACCUUCCUGUGGCUUGUCAGUGCAUAUCCGCAAACUUGUUGGAUCGAUGAACUGCUUUUGCUGCAAAUGGAGAACUACUUUCGAAAGUCCCUUCCACGGAAGGUGCAGUGGAGGGAAUUGCUGAGCAAAAUCGAGAAUGUCAACGUUCUGUUGCUACUGCACCAAAAACUGCAAGACCCCCGAAAUGAUAGCUCCGUUACUUUGGAGACCAUAGAAGAGAUUCUCUUUAUAUUGAGCAACAUUCCCAAAGAAGUCAAAAUUAACUACGAGGAGUUACAAUUGCCCGAAUGGCCAUAUGCACUGAAGGACCAUUAUUGGAGCAGCAAAUUGCAGAAGUUAGGGAAGUUAAACAAUGGCGACCUGGCAACAGCAUCCUAUUAUCUGCUGUCAGCUGAAUACACCUUUGGCACUAGUCUAGUGGAAACAUUUAUCGAGAAACUGCAGCAAAAGACAUCAGAUCUGCUGACUGCUGAUGUGCUCAUCGAUAUAUUGUCGAACUUCCAUAACCAAGAGUGGGCGCUGAGUGACGCUGUGAUCGGCAGACUGGACUCCCUCGAUAUUACACAAUGGCAGUUGGAGAUGCGUCAAAAAUUCUCAGCUAUUGGCAAGGAUCGCAACAUAACGCAGCUAGUCGAGGUAAUCAAGGGCAAUGGCAACACCUCCAAGAGUAUUUCCGAUAAUCUGGCUACCAUAAAGGAGCAAGUCAAGAAGAUUUCCGGUCCGAGCUACACCAUCAAUGGCAAGGCGGUGGCAGCGUUUACCGAGAAUGAUAUCAAAAACUGGAGAAAGGAGUUCAGAGGUGGCGUGGAAAAGUAUGAGGAAAUAUUUGCCGUGAUCAAUAGAGCGAUCAAGCUAAAGAAUGGUUGGGAACUUCGCGAUACCCAAAAGUUAACCACUUUUCUGUUACUGGCCAAUAAGCGAAAUAUUUUGGCCCAGGUGGCCACAGGCGAGGGCAAGUCAAUAGUGGUUGUGGCCUUGGCCAUCAUGAAAGUUCUGUGUGGCCAGAAGGUGGAUGUUGUGACUAGCUCCUCGGUGUUAGCCAAGCGCGAUGCAGAAGAAAACAUCGCCAUUUACAAAAUGUUCGAUGUCAGCGUAUCCCAUAAUUGUAGCGAGGAAAUGGACAAACGAAAGGCUGCAUAUUCCGGCAAUCAGGUCGUGUAUGGAGACUUGUCCAAUUUUCAGCGAGAUUAUCUGCUGCAUACCUUCUAUGGGAAAAAUAUGCUCGGAGAUCGUCGUUUUCAGAAUAUAAUCGUCGAUGAAGUGGACAGCAUGUUGCUGGACAAGGGCAAUAACACGCUUUACCUCUCUCAUGAAAUCGCCGGCCUGGACAAAUUGGAGUCUCUGUACAUUUUCAUUUGGCAGUGGAUUAACAAACCCACCAAGGAGUUCGAAGACUUCGUAGCUCUAAUGGAUACCGCUACCAUUAAAGAAGCCGUUCUCCACGACCUGUAUGGCCUUAUGAAGAGAGAUGAUAUGGACCUGUUGGGUCCCACUUUGAGUGGGGAGCAAAAAGACCUCAUCUACGAACGUUUGAUCGAAGCCUCGCUCAUCGACAAUCGAGGAUUCCUCUUGAAACAAAGCAUCGAUGACAGCAACCUGCUCAACAGAGUACUGCAGCCGGAGUUCCAGCAAUACCAGAGCCGACUAAGUCACCUCUUCCAGCAGUUGUUCCGUAGGGACAGGCAUAUAAACGUGCCCAAGCACUUGGCCGGUUUCAUUGAGCAGCAUUUGGAUUCCUGGAUAGAGAAUGCAAAAAUAGCAUUUAGCAUGGAAGCGGGCACUGAUUAUGUGGUGGAUGUUGAUCGAACUGGCACCAGUGCGGACCGCAAUCCCAAUAUCACAAUCAUAGACAGAGACACGGGUACGGAUCUCAACAACUCGCAAUGGGAUAACGCUCUGCACCAAUUCCUGCAACUAAAGCAUGGCUGCAAACUGUCGCUGCAGAGUUUGAAGGCCGUUUUUGUGUCGAGCGUCUCCUACUUCAAGUUGUACCAAACGUUGUAUGGGCUCACGGGAACGCUCGGUUCUCAGAGGGAGAAGGAUUUGCUGCAGGAUUUGUACAAGGUGGAUUUCGUUACUUUGCCCACUUCCAAGUCGAAGCAGUUUACAGAGUACAGACCCAAAAUUUGCGUUAACAAACGCGAUUGGGUCGAACAGGUGCAACAGUCGGCACAAAGUUUGCUCGACAAAAGGUCUGUUCUGGUUAUUUGUGAAUCAGUGAAUGAUGUAAAGACUCUGAUCCAGGCGUUCGGUGGCAGAGACGCCAAAAACGUCCACUCGUAUACCAGAGACUAUGAAGCCUUCGAUCUGGCAAAGGGCAAUGCAAAAUUGGAAAAAGGUCAUGUUAUUAUUGCCACAAACCUGGCGGGACGAGGGACGGAUAUUAAAAUCACCAAAGAACUGGAGGCGGCCGGAGGCCUUCAUGUGUGCCUUACCUAUUUGCCCAACAACAUUCGGAUCGAACAACAAGCUUUUGGGCGAGCAGCGCGCAAGGGUGAGAAGGGCACAGGCCAGUUAGUCGUGGUGGACACAAAGGGGCACGCAAACACCAGCCAUGCUACCAUUUUCGAUCUUCGCCGAGAAGCCAACUCUGAUGAAAUACACCGACUGUCGUCCAUCAAGGCCUAUUACGCAACUCAAAUAAUCGUCGAGGAGGAAUGUUUCAAGGCCUUUAGAAAUCAGUACGAAGAACUUAAGGCCAGCCUGAAUGAUGCGAAGUUCGCAGUUGACGCCGCAAAUAUUCUGUUGCACAGCUGCCUGGACAAGUGGGCCUUUUGGUUGAACGAAAACGUGGAAAAUAUUAAGAAACAAAAAGAUUUUGAUAAUAAAAGUCGCCUGAAGGACUUGCUCGAGAAAUUUGUCUCCGAUCUGAAAAAGCUCAAUUUGGACGAUGUCAGUGCUUGGGUCGAGGGAAACUCAGCUGCAAUGAUUAAACUCGGCCGGCAAUUGGCUCUGGGUGACGGUAGGGAUAGACAAAAUGCCAAAGUCCUAUUUGACAAGGUUAUCAGCAAGGACCCUGAAUAUUCUGAGGCUGCCCAUUAUUACAAGGCAUAUGUGAUCUCCAAAGAACAAGGCUGGCCACACAAACAUGAUGUAGUGCAAGCAUACCGAAACGAGUUGCAGGAAGCUGUGCGCCUUUUCAACAAACGCCAGGAUUCGGUUGUGCUGGCUUCUGGAAUUAUUGAAAAGGUCAAAACAAACAAGCGCGAGAGCAUCAUCCAAAUCGAUGGCUAUGAACAACAGCAAAAAAGUUUCGGGGAGUUGUACCGUUUAUUCUCUCAAUCCGUGGACGAUAUAGUGGGAGUGGUGGUAUCGCCCACAUGGUUUUCCAAUAGGGAUAUCGAUGAGGAACUGUCAGGAAAUCUUUACGAAGGUCUCAUCCAAGAAGGUGUUCUGAAAAAGCCUCAAGUCGUGCCAAAUAUUCCUCAAGAUAAACUUCAAGCCAUUUGCUCCGAUUACGGAAUUUCAGUCGAACCUUUGAAGAAACUCCUGACUACCCUUAAAGGACAAAGUCUGGAGGAACAGGAGUUACUCAGGUCGCUGACAACAGCAGUGCCUAUGCCAAACCGAGAAUCUUUCUGGGAGGAGAUGAUUAAGCUGGAGAUUCUAAGCGAAGACCAAUACUUCGUUAUGGUUGACAAAGGAAAGCUUAGGGAGUGGGAUGAGGAACUGGCCGAUGAUCUGCUCGAGAAAGUCGACGACAAUAUACUGACUAGGUUAGAUAUUGAAGUAGACAAUAAAGAUCUUAUUUUUCUUAAAUCGGAGCCACUGGUGGAGGGUGAAGAUGGUACGAGGAAGAAUAUGCACUUUUUCGAUCAGCAGAAAUUCGUAGACGAAAUGGGCGAGCGGGUUUUCAAAAGAAUGAAGAAAAUGGCAGCGGUCUUCACCAAUCGACAAGCGCGUCUGGACCCAAGCAAAACUGAUUCAGCUAAGUUUUCCAAUUAUGAUUCCAUCUCAGCGAAAGAUUUUGCCAUGGUGGGCAUUGCGGGAAAGGAUGUUGAAGUUAUUUUGCAGGAGCUUGAGCAAUGCAAAUAUAUCCAAAAGAAUGGAGACUCUAAGUCCGACACCUAUAGGCUGCUAAUUGAUUUCGAUGAAAUCGAGGAUAUUGAACUACAACCUUGUCCAGUCUAUGAGAUGUCUGUAAAGGCCCUUUUGAAUUCGUGCUUUGCCUACCGAAUAGCUCUUCAGAAAAUUUUAAGGCAAAUAGAGGAGCAGAACUUUCCCUUGAGUCUUCGCUUAAUGGCGUCACCUCAUGAAAUGUUAUUCGCAGACCUGUUGGAGCAAAAAGUUAUAAAGGAGUUCACUUUAACCUGUUCGGAGGACAAAGUUAAGGAGGCUUUGAAAAAAGUGCUAUCGCAAAACAAUGUGGAAUGGGAGGAAGGUGUCUUCAGCAUGCAUUCCAAGGACCUGUUUGACACCAAAGGCAAACUACUGACUCUGGAGACACCGGACCCAAAGUUCGCGGAUCUGAUGGAGGUUAGUGGUGAAUGCAAUUUUGGCAACAUCGAAGAAGUGCAGAUUUUUUUCCUUAAUGGUUUGGAUAAAUUGCUGCAAGUGGAGGAGAAGAAAUGGUCGAUGAAAAUGAUUUUGAACACCAUUCUUGUAAUUGCCCUGGGAGUUGCCCAGAUAGCCAUAGGCACUGCCAUUGAGCUUUUUUCGGCCGGCGCCUUGACUGGUGUUGCCAGUGCGUUCGUCAACGAGGGAAUAGGCGAUCUCAUCUUCGCGGUUGGUGUUAUGUGCACUGGCUAUUUCAGUUGGAAAGAUUAUGCGGCACAUAAAAUUCAGAGUUUGAUCAUAACUGCCGCAACGGCCGGUGUGGGAGCUUUGCUUAACAGACUCCGCAGUGUGGCCCGUUUUGGCCAUAAAUUGGCUGGCCCCGUGUUUGGUGCCAGUAGUGGAGCUAAAGCCAUUGGCUUGCAGCUGGCAGCCAGAGAAAUUGCUAAGCGGACGGUUAUGCAAACCGUAAAGACCAUUUCCUUCACGCUGGCCAACAAAGCGGUAGACUAUGCCAUUGAGAAUACAACCAAAUCACUUUGCUCCAGCAUUUCAGUGGCCAUAGUUUCGAGUGUUUACGACAAAGUACGCAGACAUCCGAUAUCCCACAACUUGGAGAGGGCGUAUCGAGUCCUGGGCGUAGAACGCGCUGCAAACCUUGUCGACCAAUUGAGCGAGAACUUUAUUUCAGUCAAACUCCUGACCCCGCUUUUUGAGGGCAUUUUGAAAGAAGUAACCACAUUUGCAUCUGAAGAAAUCAAUAGGCUCGCAAAGGAAAUAUCCAAUCCAGCUCUUCGAUUUAUUGCCAAGGCUGUGGCCAAGGGCAUCACCUGGACGAAGAAAAUAUUCCACAUUGAGGAAAUAGUCAAUUUAACCUCCCGCUAUCUGGAAAGCUUGAACACGAAGCUAGCCAAAAACGUAGACGAUGCCCUCAAGAGACACAAGGAGAAGGAAAAUGUCGACGAAAAGGCUUUGGCGGACUGGAAGAGAGAUCAAGUUAACAAGUUUGCCAAAAAACUAAAGGAAGAAAUGGAGAAUCUGGUCCAGGAAUACAUUAUAACGCCCAUACUUGAGAAGGGCAAAGACCUGGCAAAGAAUAUUGGGAAAAACAUUAAGAGGCGCUUCAAUCGAAAGGAGCACGGAUAUCGCGAUCACUUUGACAAACUCAAAGAACAACAUCGUAAGGAAAUGCAGGACUCCCAGGACAAUGACAAUAGCCAUGCUUCCACACCGGAAAGUCAUAUUACCGACAAAUACCACAAAGAAUUGCAAAAGCUGUUGGCCAAGACCAAAGAUCCAGACCUCUUUGCCGAGAUAAUGCGCGAAAAUGUACCUCUGAAUGUGGCUAGUGUGGGGCCAUGCACCAAGGUAAUUCACAAACUUUUGAAGGAGAACAGCGUCAAAGGAGGCCUAACGAUUCAUGUUGAGAACGAGGAGGGCAUUACUCAAACCUUUUCCUAUGGCCGCAAUGGAACUGUGGUGCGCCUCAAAGUCAAGGACAAUAACUUCCAGCUCACAGACAGUGAUGAUAGUGAGGGUAGUAGCAGCAACAGCACUUCAAAGGAGUCAUUGUACGAGGCCCUUAAGAAAGCUGUUCCUGAACUGAAAAAUGUCUCAGCAAAAGAUUUUCGCCAAAGAGCAGCCGAUAUCAUCGACCAGGACGAGGACAUACAGAAGUACAUACGCAAACGUUGGAUUCCAGAGAGGCCCAAAAAGAAGGUAGUAUCCACUGCAUUACCCAAACCCGUUGACAGUAUCAGUCAAAAAAUUGCAAUGGGUCGAAGAAAGUCUGCGCCGCCUGACUCACCGAGUGCUUCUACGACGAAAUCCCACAAAUUGCAUGCACUCGUAGAUACACAGGAAAGUGCCCCCUCAAGACGUACAAAGCUGGUGGAGCGAAUCGAUUUGAAGAGAAGUUUUACCACAGAUUCCAUUGAUGUCGUAAAGAAGAUUCGAAGCGAUUUUGAGACAGCUCUAGAUAGCACACUUAAGAAGAAGCAUUUGAAGGUCGGCGAAAAAUUUGAUCUAGAAAAGACUAAGAAGAAUCUCCAUAAGAUGUCAGUACCAGAAUUGGUGGGCAAAGCCAGAGAACACUAUAGCCGACAUAGUGAUAAUGAAAUAUUUUAAGACAUGACCUAUGUUAUUAAGUGAAACGCAAAAGCCAGCAAUAAAUAGAGAGGGGAA
Messenger RNA from Stomoxys calcitrans (stable fly), 10572 nucleotides. RefSeq lists its product as uncharacterized. Gene Ontology annotation, biological process: protein import; protein targeting. Bases 253 to 10515 code for a protein of 3420 amino acids. The transcript is spliced from 3 exons. Gene Ontology annotation, molecular function: ABC-type protein transporter activity; ATP binding. Lineage: Eukaryota; Metazoa; Arthropoda; Insecta; Diptera; Muscidae. The record is from RefSeq and is a predicted model, not a curated record. Gene Ontology annotation, cellular component: membrane.